AUGACGACCGCCCACAGACCCACGUUCGAUCCCGCACGCGGCAAAGAAGCCCAGCGCGGACCCGCCUACCACCAGCGUCUCCUGCCCGCACACACGACACUCAAGCACAGACAGGCAGGCCAGGGCGGAGAUGCCGACAACCACCAGCGCGACCUGCGCGCCGAACUGCUGGAAGCCGAGGCCCGUCACUACGCGAAGAAGAACGGCACGUACGUCGAGCCCGAGGCGGCCGCAGAUCCCAGCAGCGCCCCAAAGCGACAGAUCGAUGCGGUAGCAGCAGACGACGGCGACGAAGACGAAGCGGAUGCAAAGCGGCGGCGGAUAGAAAUGCUCGAGAAGUACAGGGACGUGGACGCCGAUGACAGCAGUGAAGAAGGCGAGAGCAGUGAAGAAGAUGACGACGACGACGAAGAAGAAGAAGACGAGUCUGAUGCGCUCAUGCGCGAACUGGAAAAGAUCAAGAAAGAGCGCGCCGAAGCCAAAGCCAAGGAAGAGAGAGAGCGCGCCGUUGAGGAGGAAGAGCAACGCGAGAUUGACGUUGCGCGCGGUAAUCCGUUACUCAACGCAAAAGACUUCACCAUGAAGCGCCGGUGGGAUGACGAUGUCGUCUUCAAGAACCAGGCGCGAGGCACCGAGGACAGGAACAAGAAGAAGGAGUUCAUCAACGACAUGCUGCGCUCCGACUUCCACAAGAAGUUCAUGUCCAAGUACGUACGAUGA
Ascochyta rabiei is the source of this 720-nucleotide messenger RNA. Its product is annotated as complexed with cef1p. Gene Ontology annotation, cellular component: catalytic step 2 spliceosome. Gene Ontology annotation, molecular function: RNA binding. The record is from RefSeq and is a predicted model, not a curated record. Bases 1 to 720 code for a protein of 239 amino acids. The transcript has 3 exons. NCBI's taxonomy places the organism in Eukaryota, Fungi, Ascomycota, Dothideomycetes, Pleosporales, Didymellaceae. Gene Ontology annotation, biological process: mRNA cis splicing, via spliceosome.